Messenger RNA from Peromyscus eremicus (cactus mouse), 4155 nucleotides. RefSeq names its product slit guidance ligand 2 (gene Slit2). The record is from RefSeq and is a predicted model, not a curated record. Lineage: Eukaryota; Metazoa; Chordata; Mammalia; Rodentia; Cricetidae. The transcript has 31 exons. The coding region runs from base 1 to 3987 and encodes 1328 amino acids. Gene Ontology annotation, molecular function: calcium ion binding; heparin binding; Roundabout binding. Gene Ontology annotation, biological process: negative chemotaxis; retinal ganglion cell axon guidance; negative regulation of cell growth.
AUGCGUUUUCGACUCCAUUCAAACAACUUGUACUGCGACUGCCACCUGGCCUGGCUUUCGGACUGGCUUCGCCAAAGGCCUCGGGUGGGCUUGUACACUCAGUGUAUGGGCCCAUCCCACCUGAGGGGACAUAAUGUGGCAGAGGUUCAAAAACGAGAGUUUGUCUGCAGUGGUCACCAGUCAUUCAUGGCUCCCUCUUGCAGUGUUCUGCACUGCCCUGCUGCCUGUACCUGUAGCAACAAUAUUGUAGACUGCCGAGGGAAAGGUCUCACCGAGAUCCCCACAAAUCUUCCUGAGACCAUCACGGAAAUACGAUUGGAACAGAACUCCAUCAGGGUCAUCCCUCCUGGAGCUUUCUCACCAUAUAAAAAGCUCAGAAGAAUUGACCUAAGCAAUAAUCAGAUCUCUGAGCUUGCCCCAGAUGCCUUUCAAGGACUGCGCUCUCUGAAUUCACUUGUCUUGUAUGGAAACAAAAUCACAGAACUCCCAAAAAGUUUAUUUGAAGGACUAUUUUCCUUACAACUACUAUUAUUGAAUGCCAACAAGAUAAAUUGCCUUCGGGUAGAUGCUUUUCAGGACCUGCACAACUUGAACCUACUCUCCUUAUAUGACAACAAGCUUCAGACUGUUGCCAAGGGCACCUUCUCAGCUCUCAGAGCCAUCCAAACUAUGCAUUUGGCCCAGAACCCUUUCAUUUGUGACUGCCAUCUCAAGUGGCUAGCGGAUUAUCUCCACACCAACCCAAUUGAGACCAGCGGUGCCCGUUGCACCAGCCCCCGCCGCCUGGCUAACAAAAGAAUUGGACAGAUCAAAAGCAAGAAAUUCCGUUGUUCAGCUAAAGAACAGUAUUUCAUUCCAGGCACAGAAGAUUAUCGAUCAAAAUUAAGUGGAGACUGCUUUGCAGACUUGGCUUGUCCUGAAAAGUGUCGCUGUGAAGGGACCACUGUAGAUUGCUCCAAUCAAAAACUCAACAAAAUCCCAGACCAUAUUCCCCAGUACACAGCAGAGCUGCGUCUCAAUAAUAAUGAAUUCACAGUGUUAGAAGCCACAGGAAUAUUUAAGAAACUUCCUCAGUUACGUAAAAUCAACUUUAGCAACAAUAAGAUCACCGAUAUCGAGGAGGGAGCAUUUGAAGGUGCAUCUGGUGUGAAUGAACUUCUUCUCACCAGUAAUCGUUUGGAAAAUGUUCAGCAUAAGAUGUUCAAAGGAUUGGAAAGCCUCAAAACAUUGAUGCUGAGAAGUAAUCGAAUAAGCUGUGUUGGGAACGACAGUUUCAUAGGACUCGGCUCUGUGCGUCUGCUUUCCUUAUAUGACAAUCAAAUUACUACAAUUGCACCAGGGGCAUUUGAUACUCUCCAUUCCUUAUCUACACUAAACCUCUUGGCCAAUCCUUUCAACUGUAACUGUCACCUGGCAUGGCUGGGAGAAUGGCUCAGAAAGAAAAGAAUUGUAACAGGAAAUCCUCGAUGCCAAAAGCCCUACUUCCUCAAGGAAAUCCCCAUCCAGGAUGUAGCCAUUCAGGACUUCACCUGUGAUGAUGGGAAUGAUGACAACAGUUGCUCUCCACUCUCUCGUUGUCCUUCGGAAUGUACUUGCCUAGAUACAGUCGUCCGAUGUAGCAACAAGGGCUUGAAGUUCUUGCCGAAAGGUAUUCCAAGAGAUGUCACAGAGCUGUAUCUGGAUGGGAACCAGUUUACACUGGUCCCCAAGGAACUCUCCAACUACAAACAUUUAACACUUAUAGACUUAAGUAACAACCGAAUAAGCACCCUUUCCAAUCAAAGCUUCAGCAACAUGACCCAGCUUCUCACCUUAAUUCUCAGUUACAACCGUCUGAGAUGUAUCCCGCCACGGACCUUUGAUGGAUUGAAGUCUCUUCGGUUACUGUCUCUACAUGGAAAUGACAUUUCUGUUGUGCCAGAAGGUGCCUUCAAUGACCUUUCAGCCUUAUCUCACUUAGCGAUUGGAGCCAACCCUCUUUACUGUGAUUGUAACAUGCAGUGGUUAUCCGACUGGGUGAAGUCGGAAUAUAAGGAGCCUGGAAUUGCUCGCUGUGCUGGGCCUGGAGAAAUGGCAGAUAAAUUGUUACUCACAACUCCCUCCAAAAAAUUCACAUGUCAAGGUCCCGUGGAUGUUACUAUUCAAGCCAAAUGUAACCCCUGUUUAUCAAAUCCAUGUAAAAAUGAUGGCACCUGUAAUAAUGACCCAGUUGAUUUUUAUCGAUGCACUUGUCCAUAUGGUUUCAAGGGGCAGGACUGUGAUGUUCCCAUCCAUGCCUGUAUCAGUAACCCAUGUAAACAUGGAGGAACUUGCCAUUUAAAAGAAGGAGAGAGUGAUGGAUUCUGGUGCAGUUGUGCUGAUGGGUUUGAAGGAGAAAACUGUGAAGUUAAUAUUGAUGAUUGUGAAGAUAAUGACUGUGAAAAUAAUUCUACAUGUGUUGAUGGAAUUAACAACUACACAUGCCUUUGCCCACCAGAAUACACAGGUGAGCUGUGUGAGGAAAAGCUGGACUUCUGUGCCCAGGACCUGAAUCCCUGCCAGCAUGACUCCAAGUGCAUCCUGACUCCAAAGGGAUUCAAGUGUGACUGCACUCCAGGAUACAUUGGUGAGCACUGUGACAUUGACUUUGAUGAUUGCCAAGAUAACAAGUGCAAAAAUGGCGCUCACUGCACUGACGCAGUGAAUGGUUACACGUGCAUCUGUCCUGAAGGCUACAGUGGCUUGUUCUGUGAGUUUUCUCCACCCAUGGUCCUCCCUCGAACCAGCCCCUGUGAUAAUUUUGAUUGUCAGAACGGAGCCCAGUGCAUCAUCAGGACCAAUGAACCGAUAUGCCAGUGUUUGCCUGGCUACCUGGGAGAGAAGUGUGAAAAGUUGGUCAGUGUGAAUUUUGUAAACAAACAGUCCUACCUGCAGAUUCCUUCAGCCAAGGUUCGGCCUCAGACAAACAUUUCACUUCAGAUUGCCACAGAUGAAGACAGCGGCAUCCUCCUGUAUAAGGGUGACAAAGACCACAUUGCUGUGGAACUCUAUCGAGGGCGAGUUCGAGCCAGCUAUGACACCGGUUCUCACCCGGCUUCGGCCAUUUACAGUGUGGAGACAAUCAAUGAUGGAAAUUUCCACAUUGUGGAGCUACUGACCCUGGAUUCGAGCCUUUCCCUCUCCGUGGAUGGAGGAAGCCCUAAAAUCAUCACCAACUUGUCAAAACAAUCUACUCUGAAUUUUGACUCCCCACUUUAUGUAGGAGGCAUGCCUGGGAAGAAUAACGUGGCAUCGUUGCGCCAGGCCCCUGGGCAGAACGGCACCAGCUUCCAUGGCUGUAUCCGAAACCUUUACAUCAACAGUGAGCUGCAGGACUUCCGGAAAGUGCCCAUGCAAACCGGCAUUCUGCCUGGUUGUGAACCAUGCCACAAGAAAGUAUGUGCUCAUGGCACAUGCCAGCCCAGCAGCCAGUCAGGCUUCACCUGUGAAUGUGAGGAAGGGUGGAUGGGACCCCUCUGUGACCAGCGAACCAAUGACCCCUGCCUUGGAAACAAAUGUGUACAUGGCACCUGCUUGCCCAUCAAUGCCUUCUCCUACAGCUGUAAGUGCCUGGAAGGCCACGGGGGUGUCCUUUGUGAUGAAGAGGAAGAUCUGUUUAACCCUUGCCAGAUGAUAAAGUGCAAGCAUGGAAAGUGCAGGCUCUCUGGACUGGGGCAGCCCUACUGUGAAUGCAGCAGUGGAUACACCGGGGACAGCUGUGACAGAGAAAUUUCUUGUCGAGGGGAACGGAUCCGAGAUUAUUACCAAAAGCAGCAGGGUUAUGCUGCCUGUCAAACAACAAAGAAAGUAUCUCGCUUGGAAUGUAGAGGUGGGUGUGCUGGUGGGCAAUGCUGUGGACCUCUGAGGAGCAAGAGGCGGAAAUACUCCUUCGAGUGCACAGACGGAUCCUCAUUUGUGGACGAGGUGGAGAAGGUGGUGAAGUGCGGCUGCACGAGAUGUGCCUCCUAACUGCGUUUCUAGCAGCUUCCAUCUUCGGCGAAGGUUGUAUGCUUCUUGACCAUGUUGGACUAAUUCAUGCUUCAUAGUGGAAAUAUUUGAAAUAUAUUGUAAAAUACAGAACAGACUUAUUUUUAUUAUGAUAAUAAAGACUUGUCUGCCUUUGGGAAAAAAAUAAAA